CAUUUUCUCCCGGCACUCAAACACCAGACAGUAUUCUUUGGUCGAGACAGUCAGCGUUCAUUGACUUCCACUCACAGCUGGUUAUGGACUUUAUAGAUCCCAUCCUGUCCAUUGCCUCACAGAUCUACACCCUGGUUGAGAAUGUGAAGGCCAAUAAGAAACGCUCCCGCCGUGUGUCUUGCCGAGUCCAAGCCCUGGAGGAGCUGGUGAGGUCCAUCAAAAAGAGGGACACGGUUCAAGCCUCUGCUGACGUGGAGAAAGCCCUCAGGGAACUCUCCAUCACUCUGAAAUCAGCAAAGCAUCUCAUCCAGAAGUACACAUUGACCAACUGGAUGGAGCGCAUCCUGAGCUCCAACAGCCAUGGAGACGAAUUCAACAGUGUGAAUGAACGCCUCAAUGAUGCCUUCCAGCUGCUGUCGGGUGCUCUGCAGGUGGAGCAGGGGAACGCGCUGUACCAAGUGUUUGAACUGACCUCCAGGGUGAAAAUCGAUGAGGCCGAUGGGAAGGAGGACGAUGCAGAGCUCAAGAAAUUGCUCCUGGAGUACAUGAAGAAGCAGCAAGAGAAAAUGGACGCCAUGCAAAGAGAAUUUGAACAUGUCAAAAUCAAUGUGGAAAAGCUUGUGGAGAUAUUGAAUAAGCCCAGCAUGACCGACGUGGAUAUUCGAGUGAUCAAACCAGAUGAACUGAAGUACGAGCAUCCCAAAAAACCCUUCAUGAAGACAUUGACCUCAGAGGUCUACAAAGGAGAGUAUAAUGGAUUCACAGUGGUCAUCAAGAGAUAUACAGACCCUGUGAAAGCCAGUCCAAGGGAGGUACGGUCUGUUUUCAAUAAGGAAGUUGAAACCAUGAGACGUUUUGAGUCACCCAACAUCCUGCGAAUGUUUGGCAUCUGUGUCCUGGAUGAGGAUGCGCCCAACCCUCAGUUCCUGAUUAUCAUGGAGUACUGUGAGAAGGGGAGUCUCCGAGAGGUUCUGGAUUCUGCCUCUAAAAUGCCCUGGACCAGAAAAGUUCGUAUGUGUCUGGACGCAGCACAAGGACUCUACCGAUUGCACCAAACUGAGGAAAAAAGUAAGGUUCAUGGAUGCAUCAACAGCAGCAAGUUCCUGGUGGCUGAAGGCUACAGGGUCAAGCUGGGAGGUUUUGAACUGGCAAGAACAGAGACGUCACUGAGAAAGCCAGCAAAGGAAAAAAAGAGACAUAGUGGGUCCCUGUGUUACUCCUCUCCUCAGACGCUCAAAGACAUCAACCACGUCUACAACAAAGAGUGUGAGAUUUACAGGUCAGAAACCUCCCACAGAUUAACCAACCGCUGCUCCCUCAAUCGAUGGCUCGCUCACUCACACACUCACUUGUGGUUCUUGCUUUUUCCAGGGUGUUCAAAUGAGGACAUCUAUCAGAAAGUGUACAAAGAUAAAUUUCAAGAACCUCUUCCUGACGACUGUCCUGAACAACUGGCACAUCUGAUCAAUGCCUGCCGGGACUAUGAUAGCUUCCAGAGACCAUCUGCAGGAGUGCUGCUGGAUAAACUGCGGAGCGUGAUGACACAGAUUGAGGAGUAAUGAAACUCUCAUCAUCAUCAGUGUCUUUGAAGGAAGAUCAGAAACAAGUGUUAUGUCAUUAAUAGGAUUUGUAAUAUACGAAAUACUUAAAUCACAAAAAGGUUUACAAGGAACUAAAAGUUACUACAAGUUGACUGUGACCAGGGGCAGACUUUACAGGGGGUUGGGGUCUGGGGGUAGCAGAGAGUCGUCAAACAUAAUUCUAAUCCUAACCCUAAAACCAAAUCUCAACCCUCAAACAGCCCUUUGAAAAAAUGAGGACUUGUCAAAAUGUCCUCACUUUCCAAUAAUGUCCUGACUCCGUAAAGUCUAUGCUUCAAAUGGUCCUCACAAAGAUAUACAGUAAGUAAAGGAACACUCACACACACACCUUGCUGAUUUGGCUGACCUCCAGUUAGUCACCACUUAAAACAAAGGAUGUGUCAGACAGUUUGCUUUAAUUCUACUGGUAAAUUCAAUAAAGCAUA
Molecule: messenger RNA, 2026 nt
Organism: Paralichthys olivaceus (Japanese flounder)
Lineage: Eukaryota; Metazoa; Chordata; Actinopteri; Pleuronectiformes; Paralichthyidae
Source: RefSeq, a predicted model, not a curated record